Messenger RNA from Nymphalis io (European peacock), 3727 nucleotides. RefSeq names its product target of Myb protein 1. The transcript is spliced from 13 exons. The record is from RefSeq and is a predicted model, not a curated record. Bases 89 to 1570 code for a protein of 493 amino acids. Gene Ontology annotation, cellular component: endosome; membrane. Gene Ontology annotation, molecular function: phosphatidylinositol binding; ubiquitin binding; clathrin binding. NCBI's taxonomy places the organism in Eukaryota, Metazoa, Arthropoda, Insecta, Lepidoptera, Nymphalidae. Gene Ontology annotation, biological process: signal transduction.
UGACAGUAUAAACUUUUCACUUACGUCUAUCUGGGUGACAAGUGAAAUCGGUGAAAUUAUUUAUUUAUAAUAGGAUUACUUUACAAAAAUGUCGUUUUUCGGAGUAGGGAAUCCUUUUGCUUCGCCGGUGGGGCAGAAAAUAGAACAAGCUACAGAUGGAUCGCUGCCAUCAGAAAAUUGGGCUCUUAACAUGGAAAUAUGUGAUAUUAUUAAUAGUAGUACAGAUGGGCCUAAAGAUGCCAUCAAAGCUAUUCGGAAGAGAUUGACUCAGAGUGCUGGAAAAAACUACACCGUAGUUAUGUACACUCUCACUGUCCUCGAAACAUGCGUAAAGAAUUGUGGAAAGAGCUUCCAUGUAUUGGUUUGCAACAAGGAAUUCAUUUCUGAACUGGUGAAACUUAUUGGGCCUAAAAAUGAUCCACCGACAGUUGUGCAAGAAAAAGUUCUUAGUCUCAUCCAAUGCUGGGCUGAUGCUUUCCAAAACCAACCAGAACUACAGGGAGUGGGUCAAGUGUACAAUGAGCUGCGAACAAAAGGCGUUGAGUUCCCAAUGACAGAUUUGGAUGCUAUGGCGCCAAUAUUCACUCCACAAAGAAGUGUGCCAGAUGGAGGUGAGCCCAUCGUUGGUUCUCCUCAACGCGCCGCCAUCCCGCAGAAUUCGCCAAGUCGGCCCACACAGGAACAAAUUACUGGAACACAGGUGACGCUCUCCGAGAGCCAGACGAGCAAGCUACGCGCAGACCUGUCAGUGGUGGAGGGCAACAUGACCGUCAUGAACGACAUGCUCACCGAGCUCACCGCGCAGCCCUACCACCAGCACCACGACACCGACAUCGAGCUGCUCAACGAGCUGGCGAGCACGCUGCGCGCGAUGCAGGCGCGCGUGGCGGAGCUGGUGGCGCGCCUGGCGGGCGAGAGCGCGCUCACGGCCGAGCUGCUGCUCACCAACGACCGCCUGCACAACCUGCUGCUGCGACACUCGCGCUUCGUCAACAACAGAAUUGCCGCGACCGGUGGAGCGACUCCAUCCGCCAUCUUGGGAGCUGCUAUGGGGGUUCCCGGCACGACCUCGCCGGAGAAGAAUGAAGACGACGCUCUCAUUGAUCUUAGUGAUGACGUGCCCGACGUGGCGAAACUGUCUGUAAAGGACGAGCAGCCCGACAAGUCGCCGAGCAGUUCCAAGGACGAGUUCGAUAUGUUCGCGCAGUCGCGGAACGUCACCUACGAGACCUCCAAGACGGGGGGCAGCAGCUACGCCGACAACGCGGAGGAGCCGCGCAGCGCCGGGCUCGCCGCCGCCGCGCAGCUGCGACCCGCCGCGCUCCCGACUGGAAUGGAUCAGAGAGAAUUCGAUGAGAUAUCGGCUUGGUUAGCACAGGAGAAGGCGGCCUCCGAAGCGAAUGGGGCCCAAGAGAGCGUGACCAGCAGCGACUUCGACAAGUUCCUCGCCGAGAGAGCCGCCGCAGCCGAGAACCUUCCCAACGCCGGGGAGAAUAGAGCUCAGAACAAUCAGGCGACGCCGCGACACAGGCAGAUCGAGAAGGACGAAGAUUCCAUGUUCGCGCUCUGAUUUGUUUCGACAAUGUAAACGGUUCGCUGCUUCACUGCUAAUAUUUGUUUAUGAGAUAGAUGAGAACGUGGUUUGUAAAACGUAACCGAAAGUAUUAAAAAAUUACACGAUCGUAUGAUUAUUUAAAAUCGAAAUUAAAUUGUAAAAUCUGACAUAAUUGUAGAUUUAGUUAACUCGCUGAAGUCUCGAUAAAAUAUAAAAGGCAUUCGUGCCGAUUAUGUUGUAUACUUGCCUGACUCAACUCCCCUGACUCAACCGAUUUAACUCAAUAUCAUUCUAAUGAGUAUGUUUGAAAAUGAAUAGUAUUUUUUGUAGUUUAAUAUAAAGAUUGUCUGCAAACACUGUCUCCCUCUCCACCAAGAUCAAGAAAUUUAAUAAUUUUCGAACGUUGCAUUUUUUAACGUUAUUUAUUAUUAAGAAUUAUACAAUAAAAUAUAAUGUAUAAAUUGUCCCGAAUUGUAAAUUGUCUCGAACGGAAAGAAACGCUUUUUAAAUAAAUAUUGCAGUGAAAGUUAGACAUGCGUAGGCGCAUCUUUCAUGAAAUUAAGUUUUAAUUGAUUUUUUUGCAUCGAAUUGUGCAUCUAUAAAAGUAAUCCACGUUAUUUAAUAGUGAUAUCAAUACGGUUCUAUACAAUAGCUCGACAUAAAGAUGCCGAUUGGUGCCUGGCUUUUAUAAUGAAAUAUAAUUAAGCAAAAAAAAAACUGUGAGCAUCUUAUGUAUCACGAUAGGAAACAAUAAAUUAAAAAUAUACAUAAGCUAGCAAUUAUUUAUUGAAAUUUAUUUUAAAUUAAGUAAUUUUUGUUACUAAAUUUGAGAUUAUGUUAUAUUUCAUUUAAACAAUUUCAAUGCAUUUUAAAUAGCGACUGCGAUGUAAAUAUUUCGCAUUUAUUAAGUAUAUACUGGUAUAUAUACAAUUAAUAAUUCCUUUUAUAAAUAUGUAUAUAUCAAUUUAAACGUGGGAGCAUUUAUAAAUACCAUUAUUUUAUAUUAUUCUUGCAUAUGAGUAUUUGACUUUUUAAAACGUACAUUUACAACUUUUAUGAUGGGAUGACAAAAUAUCAAGUGCACCCGUUCAACUAAGAUCUUGUCAUGUAAUUUUUUGUAUAUGUCAAAUACUGAAAUGCUAUAACGAUUAUAUAAUAUAUAAAUAAUGGUUUGUGUGAUAUAUAUUAUACAUAAAUGUAAUGAUUUUAUAUAUAAUUAUAUUAUUGUAUUAAUUUUUAUUAGCGCAAUAUUUAAAUUGUGCAUUAAUUUAUAUAUAUUUACAUGAAUGAAAAUCAUUGGUCGUAUUACAUAUGUAGGUAGUUUUUCUCAUAUUUUCGUUGAUGAUUUAAUUUUAUUUUAAAAGUAGUCCAGUCUCGACUUUAGUGAAAUUGUGCCUCUGUAGUUACUUAUAAAGCCUGUUUGUGCAUUAUCAUCCUAUACACUGUAGUAGAGUAAUCCCACUUAUCAAGUUACCUUAAAUUAAGCCCUAUUUUUACCAAAGUAGAAUGCUUUCAAAUAUAUAUACUCGUGUACGAUUUCAAUAUGUAUUUAAUCAAUAUUCGAUGAAAUACUUAUUCACUAUUAUUGUGCACAAAACUUUAUUCAUUGUGUUUCAAAAAGAAUGGCGUCAGUUAACUUUUCAAUCAUGAUUUUAAAGUAUAUAAAAUCUAUGACUUAAUUUGAAGUUAGUUUAGUAAUAUGUAAACAAACAGGAAUUCAAUGAUAACGAAUAUCAUUAAGUAAUUGAUAUGUAUAAUUUAAUAAGUGUACACUUUUGAUUUUUUUUUUUCGAUUUAGAUGUUAUUAUUAUUUUAUGUGCAAAAUAUAGUUACAUCUUUUCUAAGAUACAAAUACUUUUUAACUGCUUAAAUGUAGUUUAUGACGAUAUAUUGGUAGAUAUUAUACGUGACCAAUACUGUUAUGUUAAAUAUUAAAACAUAUUUAUUCUUACGCCAUCUUAAUAAAAAAAAAUAUAACAUUUCUUAUCUAUGUCUCGACUCGUUAAGUCUCAUUAUAGUUAUAAAUUUUCAACCAUUCCACUUGUCUCGAUAAUGAUUAAUAUUUUGGUGUUAUGUGAUAAUUUUAAAAGAACAAGCUUACUGUUAAUAAUUUAAAGAGUUAUUUUAUGUUUAAUCGUUGUAAUUAAGAUAAUAAAAUAAAAUAUCAUAUUC